Molecule: messenger RNA, 2702 nt
Organism: Prorocentrum cordatum
Lineage: Eukaryota; Dinophyceae; Prorocentrales; Prorocentraceae
Source: the annotation of a GenBank genome assembly
GUCGCGCCCGACAGCCUGCCUUGGGCCAAGCUUCAGGACCAGAUCCAACGCGACAUUAAACACAUGGCGAAGAAGGCCAGGCCAGCGAUGGACGGGUCGCGCUUCGAGCAUUGCAUGGGCAGCUGCCAGGAGAUCCGGCGCCUCACAUCGCAGAUCGGUGUGGCGUGGGCGCGCGGGCUGGCACCUGCAGUAGCCUAUUCGGCGUGCCGCGUGGGCAGACUGCUCACGCCGGCCAAGCCUAAAGGCGGGCUGCGGCCGUUGGUGAUCACGGCUGUGCUGAGGCGCAUCGUCUUGAAGAGCCUAGCCCGAGCCAUUACGCCCGAAAUCCGCGCGCUGCUGGAGCCCGUGCAGCACGCGAUCGGCGUGGCAGGUGGCACAGAGAAGCUGUACCACACGGAGUCGGCACUGCUAGCGGGCUGCCCGGGGAAGGUGAUCGUGGCCCUCGACCUCAAGAACGCCUUCGGUUCGAUGAGUAUGGCGGUGAUGCGCGAGGCGAUGAAGAAGGUCGCGCCGGAGUUGAACGCACUCGUCACGCGGCUCUACGCGGGGGUCACGCCGCUGCUCUGGGAGCAGGCGGGCGGAGGAAAGACCGCAUUCCAGGCCAAGACUACGCAGAAAGCAUUCAUGGACGACGUCUACUCGGUCUGCAACAUGGCAGACGCAGGCGGGGUUAUCAAGGCCUUCGGCGAAACAGCAGCACUAGCAGGCACGGAAUUGCACCCCUCCAAGAUCCACAUCUUCGGGGCGCAGCGGCACCAGCUCCCAGGGCACCUUCAGAAGCACCACGUGGAUAGCAUGACCAUUUUGGGCAACCAGGCCGAGCGCACCGGCGACUCCAUGCCCGUGUUGGGCACCCAGGAGAGCGAGUUCGACGUGAUCAUCGGCAAAGUGGCGCGCGAUGUGGACCGCAUCCUCGACCUGCAGCGCCACGGGCUGAGCCUCCAGACGGCGCAGGUGCUGUCACGCACGCUUGCUGCAACCAAGCCCCAGUACGUCAUGCGCAGCACGCUCGUCUCAGAGGAGGGGCGAGCGCGUUUCGAGGCUGUCACGGCGAAGGUGUGGGAGCGCACCGUAGCGGCAGCUUGGGACGAUGGCCAGCUAACGCCGGCCAUGCGCGUCCAGCUACAGCUCCCCCUGUCGGCGGGUGGCUUUGCAGCAGGAGGCGUCCUUGACCGAGCUCCGGCGGCGUUCCUCGCAGGCACGCUGGCAGCCCUCCAGGAGGUCCACAAAGAGCUGGGCACGACGACAGUCGAGCACUUGCGCCGGCAGCACCCGAAACUCAUCGCGGACGUGGAGCAGGCGACCGCGGAGCCGGUGGCAGGUACAGGCUCCCGGGUGCCCGCGCUAUGGCAGGCGGAUCGUCAGCGCAACCUCCGAGGCCGCCAACAGGAGCGGACAAAGGCAAUGCAGGCGCAGCGUCGGCAGCGGCUCUACCAGACGCUCGGGCGCCGGCAGAAGAUCGCCCUCAAUGAGGCGGCGGAGGACGGCGGUAAGUUUGUGCCGGCGCCGACGCGCGAGGAGCACCGCAUGGCGGACGCGCAAUUCGCCGUCGCGACGCUCCGCCGCUUUGGCGUGAACUGCUGUCCAACCGGGGCGACCUGCAAGAACAGGAAACCCACCGGCGAGGUCUGCGGUGCCGCCUUGGAUCCGGAGGGCCACCACGGCGCCAUCUGCGAGUGCGGCGGCGGCUUCGUGCGCCGGCACGACAGCGUCCGAGACACUCUCCAGAAGAGAUGGGGCGCAACGGGGCGGUGGCGAGACUCGACGGUCACGAUUCCAGGCAGAACAACAGAUUUCCUGGACGUGGCUGUGGUCGACUCGCUUUCCGCCUCGGUGGGCAUCGAGCUGCAGCGCGCGGCGACGCCCGGAGCUGCGGCGGCGGCGAUGGAGCGCGAGAAGCGUUCCAAGUACGGGCCAGACACCCGCCUCGUGCAGUUCGUCCUGGACAGCCGCGGCCGGCUCGGCCUCACGGCGAAGAGCUGGUUGUGCCACGCGCACGCGGGCAAGGCGCCAGAGCGGCACUCCCUCCUCCGGGAGCUGGACGCGCUGGCACAGUCGCACACCGCGAGCAUGGUGAUAGCCAGUGCGACUCAGUUUACCAGGGCGCUCACCAGCGUGUCCGUGCAUAAAAGGCUGUGGAGCUCCAUCUCAAGCCCGUGCCUGAUCACCGCUAGCGGCAACCCCUUCUCGGCCACGCUGUUCGCACCCGGUGACGUGCCGCGGAGGAGGAGACGCCAUGGAGGCGAUGAUCCCCGAGUGACCCACAAGGCUGAGAGCUAGCUGACAUAUGCUGGUGCAGCCUUACGGCCGCGAGGACUCUGAAGUUGAGGUGGCAGAUCCCAGGUACGAGAGCGGCCGCUGGUCCGUCCGACCACAACUCAGCGAUGAAUACACCAUCAAUAAGGGCUUGAGCGAAGUCAGCCGAGAUUGCCUGGACGGACGGUCCCACGCACGCGUGUUCACAGAGUGGCUCUGGUGGUUCCGCUUGAGACCAUCAAGCGAACCUCUUGAACUGUUAACGUUGCUCCGGUCAACUGUGGCAAUGCCUUCAAGGACCUAGGUGUGACCAUCAAACGACUUUGACCUGGCCCGUCAAGAGCGUAAACUACCACUGUGACGCUUCAUCGGAAAAAACUGGGGCAGCUUUAGCAUGAAACUUCAAAGUCUGAACCAAGUACUUGGAAUCAUUGUUUCUGUGGCUG